This is a messenger RNA of Gorilla gorilla gorilla (western lowland gorilla), 642 nucleotides long. RefSeq names its product NADH:ubiquinone oxidoreductase core subunit S7 (gene NDUFS7). The record is from RefSeq and is marked provisional. Gene Ontology annotation, cellular component: respiratory chain complex I. Gene Ontology annotation, molecular function: 4 iron, 4 sulfur cluster binding; quinone binding; NADH dehydrogenase (ubiquinone) activity. Lineage: Eukaryota; Metazoa; Chordata; Mammalia; Primates; Hominidae. Gene Ontology annotation, biological process: mitochondrial respiratory chain complex I assembly; aerobic respiration; electron transport coupled proton transport.
AUGGCGGCGCUGUCAGCUCCUGGCCUGUGCGGCUUCCGGAUCCUUGGUCUGCGCUCCAGCGUGGGCACGGCUGUGCAGGCACGAGGUGUCCAUCAGAGCGUGGCCACCGAUGGCCCAAGCAGCACCCAGCCUGCCCUGCCAAAGGCCAGAGCCGUGGCUCCCAAACCCAGCAGCCGGGGCGAGUAUGUGGUGGCCAAGCUGGAUGACCUCGUCAACUGGGCCCGCCGGAGUUCUCUGUGGCCCAUGACCUUCGGCCUGGCCUGCUGCGCCGUGGAGAUGAUGCACAUGGCAGCACCCCGCUACGACAUGGACCGCUUCGGCGUGGUCUUCCGCGCCAGCCCGCGCCAGUCCGACGUCAUGAUCGUGGCCGGCACACUCACCAACAAGAUGGCCCCAGCGCUUCGCAAGGUCUACGACCAGAUGCCGGAGCCGCGCUACGUGGUCUCCAUGGGGAGCUGCGCCAACGGAGGAGGCUACUACCACUACUCCUACUCGGUGGUGAGGGGCUGCGACCGCAUCGUGCCCGUGGACAUCUACAUCCCAGGCUGCCCACCUACGGCUGAGGCCCUGCUCUACGGCAUCCUGCAGCUGCAGAGGAAGAUCAAGCGGGAGCGGAGGCUGCAGAUCUGGUACCGCAGGUAG